This is a messenger RNA of Spodoptera littoralis (African cotton leafworm), 1071 nucleotides long. The record is from the annotation of a GenBank genome assembly. NCBI's taxonomy places the organism in Eukaryota, Metazoa, Arthropoda, Insecta, Lepidoptera, Noctuidae.
AUGACUCUUGAUGGGAACAAGGACGAGGCAGAGAAAUGCAUAGCAAUUGCUCAAAAUGCAUUAACGGGAGGUAACUUUGAGAAAGCCGAGAAGUUUUUGUUGAAAGCUGAACGUUUAUACCCUACUCCGCUCGCUAAAGAUCUUUUAGCUCGCGUUAGGGCCGCUGGGCCUUCGACAGGAGCUCCGAAACGGACUCCACCUUCGAGCCCAAGUACUGAAGAAGUUAGGAGGCGAAAAACUCCUGCUCACCAACCUCCGCAGAGGGAAUAUACUCCAGAACAGCAAGAAGCAGUGCGUCGUGUCAACAAAUGUAAAGAUUUCUACGAGAUCUUGGGUGUGUCCAAGGAGGCGACGGACUCUGACAUAAAGAAAGCCUACAAGAAGUUGGCACUGCAGCUCCAUCCCGACAAGAAUCACGCUCCAGGAGCUGCUGAAGCAUUCAAGGCAAUAGGCAACGCGGCCGCCAUAUUGACAGACGCAGAGAAACGCAAGCAAUAUGACCUGCGCGGCGAGGAGGCUGCGCACGCGCCGCAGACACACCACCAGUACUACGCGCGCGGGUUCGAAUCCGAUCUCACAGCUGAGGAACUGUUUAACAUGUUCUUCGGGGCGACAGGUAUGGCGGCGUUCCCGGGCGGUGGUCCGACAGUAUACACGCGGCGCCGCGGCCGGCAGCCCGAGACGCGCGAGGCCCACGCCGGCCUGGUGCAGCUGCUGCCCGUGCUGGUGCUGGUGCUGCUCAGCAUGAUGUCAGGGUACUUCAUCAGCGAGCCGGUCUACAGCCUCGCGCCCAGCUCCAAGUAUCCAGUGCCUAGGGAGACUGUUAAUCAGAAGGUACCAUACUACGUUAAAGAAAACUUCCACACUGACUACCAGGGCUCACUGCGGCGACUCGAGCUGGCUAUAGAAGAAGAAUAUAUAGUGGGACUUCGCCACGCUUGUCAGAGAGAGAGAAACUAUAGAGACAGCAUGGUGUGGAAGGCGAGGAACUUCGGGGACUCCAGGCAGUACGCAGACGCACAGAAACUGCGCACGCCGUCCUGUGAGAAACUACAGAAGUUCCACCGAUAA